CACGCCCCUUCGACACGCUGCUGGGCCCCGCCUCCCACGUUUGGCCCAGGGAUUGACUGACUGGUCGCCUUCCGGUCGCUCUUGGUGCUCCGAAGAAGAGCUAUGGCUACUUUCCGAUUGGCCCUCAUCCAGCUUCAUGUUUCUUCCAUUAAAUCAGACAACGUUUCCCGGGCUUGUAGCCUAGUACGGGAGGCAGCAAAGCAAGGUGCCAAAGUAGUCUCCCUGCCGGAGUGCUUUAAUUCUCCGUAUGGAACAAACUAUUUUCCUGAAUAUGCGGAGAAGAUUCCUGGCGAGUCCACCCAGAAGCUUGCCGAAGCAGCCAAGGAGAAUAGCAUUUAUCUCAUUGGAGGCUCCAUCCCUGAAGAGGAUGCUGGGAAGCUGUAUAACACCUGUGCUGUGUUUGGGCCUGAUGGGAGUUUAUUGGUAAAGCACAGAAAGAUCCAUCUGUUUGACAUCGAUGUUCCUGGGAAAAUUACAUUUCAAGAAUCUAAAACAUUGAGUCCUGGUGAUAGUCUCUCCACAUUUGAUACUCCUUACUGCAGAGUGGGCCUGGGCAUCUGCUACGAUAUGCGCUUUGCAGAGCUGGCACAAAUCUAUGCACAGAGAGGCUGUCAGCUCUUGGUGUAUCCUGGAGCAUUCAAUUUGACCACUGGACCAGCCCACUGGGAGUUACUCCAGCGAGCCAGGGCUGUUGAUAAUCAGGUGUACGUGGCUACAGCCUCUCCUGCCCGGGAUGACAAAGCCUCGUAUGUGGCCUGGGGACACAGCACUGUUGUGGAUCCUUGGGGACAGGUCCUGACCAAAGCUGGCACUGAGGAAAUGAUCCUGUACUCAGACAUAGACCUGAAGAGGCUGGCUGAAGUUCGGCAGCAAAUCCCCAUUUCAAAACAGAAAAGAGCAGACCUUUAUGCAGUGGAGGCAAAGAAGCCCUGAAGUUUGUGUCUGACAUGUCUCUAUACUCAUAUACACUAUAUGACGAUCAACUUUACUAAAUCUCUUUUUGGACAGUGCUGGUAAUUGACCCCAGUCUUACACAUGUUAAUUCUUCCACUGAUAUGUAUCAGAACCCCCUCACUGAAUUAAAAAUUUUCUUUAAAUCUG
Molecule: messenger RNA, 1101 nt
Organism: Myodes glareolus (Bank vole)
Lineage: Eukaryota; Metazoa; Chordata; Mammalia; Rodentia; Cricetidae
Gene: Nit2
Product: nitrilase family member 2
Biological process (GO): L-glutamine metabolic process; oxaloacetate metabolic process
Cellular component (GO): mitochondrion
Molecular function (GO): omega-amidase activity
Source: RefSeq, a predicted model, not a curated record